GAGUGAAGAUUUUCACAUAACCCUCUCCGGUAAAAAUGUCACCGGAGACAAUCCUGAUCCCAAAAGUAAUAACCCUUUUUAUAUUCAGCCGUUGAGUCAUACAAGUGAGAAAAUUCUUCGGGUUUUGAAAAUUGAAACCAAUGAAGAGCCACACCUACUAAUCUUAUAAAAACACACAAAAACACCAAAACAACAUUGAUUGUUUUACUCUUCAAUCAAUCUUCAAAAUCCCUCACACACCAAAACAAACCAUGUCCUCUUCCUUCAAAUUCAAUUAUUUCCAUUUCUGCAUCAUCAUAUUCACAUCACACGUCUUCGCUGCAACACCCAUUUUGUCAUCAACAGAUAAUUCCUCGUUCAACAACUUUCUAGACAGUGCCAAGAGUCCAGAGGUUUUCAAUUGGAUGGUCAGUAUCAGAAGGAAGAUUCAUGAGAAUCCAGAAUUAGGUUAUCAAGAAUUUGAAACAAGUGAACUGAUAAGAUCAGAAUUGGAUAAAUUGGGUAUCCCUUAUAAACAUCCAGUUGCAAUCACUGGUGUUGUUGGUUUCAUAGGAACUGGAUUCUCUCCUUUUGUUGCUUUAAGAGCUGAUAUGGAUGCUCUUCCCAUGCAGGAAAUGGUGGAGUGGGAGCACAAGAGUAGAGUACCUGGAAAGAUGCACUCGUGUGGUCAUGAUGCUCAUGUUAGCAUGCUACUUGGUGCAGCAAAGAUUCUCAAACAGCAUGAAAAAGAGAUACAAGGAACUGUUGUUCUUGUUUUUCAACCAGCAGAGGAAGGAGGUGGAGGGGCUAAGAAAAUUUUAGACGAAGGAGCACUAGAAAACAUUACGGCUAUCUUUGGAUUGCAUAUUGAUCCUGAAUUACCAAUAGGUGAAGUGGCCUCUAGGUCUGGUCCAAUUAUGGCAGGAAGUGGCUUCUUUGAAGCAAAAAUAAGUGGAAAAGGAGGUCAUGCAGCUAUUCCUCAACAGUCUAUAGACCCCAUAUUGGCAGCUUCCAAUGUAAUUAUUAGCUUACAACACAUUAUUUCUCGCGAGGCUGAUCCUCUAGACUCCCAGGUAGUGACGAUUGCAAAGUUCCAAGGAGGCAGUGCAUUCAAUGUUAUUCCAGAUUAUGUGACAAUUGGUGGUACCUUCCGAGCCUUUUCUAAACAAAGCUUCAACCAACUGAGACAGCGGAUUGAGCAGGUUAUCAUUGGACAAGCUGGCGUGUAUAGGUGCAAUGCAACUGUAGACUUCCUUGAAGAUUGGGAACCUUUCAAUCCUCCAACUGUAAACAAUGAGGACCUGCACGAGCAUUUCAUGAAUGUUGCAGUGAAUAUGCUUGGCAUAAGAUGUACCUGGUGUUGACAGAAAAACUCAUGAUGAAUUAUAAAUGUUGAUUAAUACACCUUAGCUUUGUUUGUA
Messenger RNA from Vicia villosa (hairy vetch), 1400 nucleotides. RefSeq names its product IAA-amino acid hydrolase ILR1-like 4. Bases 252 to 1343 code for a protein of 363 amino acids. The transcript has 5 exons. Gene Ontology annotation, biological process: auxin metabolic process. Gene Ontology annotation, cellular component: endoplasmic reticulum. Lineage: Eukaryota; Viridiplantae; Streptophyta; Magnoliopsida; Fabales; Fabaceae. The record is from RefSeq and is a predicted model, not a curated record. Gene Ontology annotation, molecular function: IAA-Ala conjugate hydrolase activity.